Messenger RNA from Hemicordylus capensis (graceful crag lizard), 4082 nucleotides. It is a transcript of the gene CAST, whose product is annotated as calpastatin. Gene Ontology annotation, molecular function: calcium-dependent cysteine-type endopeptidase inhibitor activity. The record is from RefSeq and is a predicted model, not a curated record. Lineage: Eukaryota; Metazoa; Chordata; Lepidosauria; Squamata; Cordylidae. The transcript is spliced from 33 exons. Gene Ontology annotation, cellular component: cytoplasm. Bases 172 to 2745 code for a protein of 857 amino acids.
GGAAGAGGAGGGACUAGCAGUGCUGCCGCAGCAGCCUUUGGCACGGGGGCCGUCGGAAAAGCUGCUUCAUAGCUGCCCGGACCCUGCCCCCCGAGUUAUCGCAGCGUCCCGUCAACACGCCGCAGAGGGAAAGGCGCUGUGAUCCGAGCGAAAAGCGCCUCCACCGCUGUCAUGUCUCAGCCGAGCAAAGGAAAAAAACAUCCCGGCAAGGCGGGCAAAGCGCACAGUGACAAAAAUGUGAGUGGUACAUCAGGAGAGAAAAAGGGAGCAGAAGCAGCAGAGAAAAAACCUAUACCUACUAGUAUCACUGGAUCUUCCAAAAUUCAGACAAGUGGCACGUCUUCCGUUGGCAAGGCCCAGUCAGCUUCCCCUGUUUCCUCUAUGACAUCCACUAUGAAGCCUUCUGAAACAAAGGCUACUUCCAGUCAGCAACAGAUGAGUGGAGUGCCAUCCCACAAAAGGAAGAGAAACAAGAAGCAGGCAGCACAGAAAGCAAAAACAGAGACUGAAAAAGCAGCACAAUUAACUAAGCCAGCUGAUUCUCAAGCUAAACCUCCAUCUGAAGAGAAGCAAAAAGACCCUGGAGGGGCAAAAAGCAAGGCUUCUGUAGCAGUGGAACCUAAACAACCAAGUACUGGGAAAGCAGCCUCUGGUCAGAUUGACAGGUCAACAACGCAGGUGACAUCAGCAGAAGAACCCAAGGCUAAAUCUGACAAACGGGCUAACAAGGCAGAUCUGGCUACCAAGGCAGCUGUUGCAGCUGCUGGCACAGCUGGAGCAGUUACGGCUGCUGGUUUGACUGCUGCAUCUGCAGAGACUAAAGAGAAUAAAUUGGCAACGACAACUCCAGCUGCUGCAGAGAGUAAACCAUCCGAAAAGUCUAACUUAGAUGUUGCCUUGGAUGAUCUAAUAGAUACUCUAGGAGGCCCAGCAGAAAAUGAACCACCUAGUCCGGCAUAUACUGGACCGACUGUUUUGGACCCAAUGUCCUCCUUAUAUAUAGAAGAGCUGGGUAUACGAGAGAGCACAAUUCCUCCAGAGUAUAGAAAACUAUUAGAGAGUAAAGGAGAUGGCAAAGUUCCCCCACCAGGAGCAGAGUCUCAGCCAACAAUGACAGAUGAUGACCUUGCAGAUGCUCUGUCAUCUGAUUUUACUUGCAGUGCUGUACCACCUGCUGGAGAGAAGAAAGUCCUGCCAAAAGAGAAGCCUGCAGAAGAAGGUGAUCUUGUACAAACCCAGUCUACAACUGUGGUCAGCAGUUCAGCUCCUCCUAAAGAGAAAAAACCCAAACUGGAAGAGGAGGCCAUUAGUGACAGUGCCUUGGAUGCUCUCGUGGAUACACUUGGAGUACCAGAACCAGAACCUGAAGAAGACCUUAGCUCCAUUACAGAAGUUGAAGAGCCAAAAGCCAAAGAAAGAAAAGAAAAGAAGACUGGUGAACGUGAUGAUACAAUUCCUCCAGAAUACAGAUUAACACCAGCCACGGAUAAAGAUGGGAAGCCGUUGUUACCAGAACCUGAAGAAAAACCUAAGCCUAUUAGCGAAUCUGACCUAAUUGAUGAAUUUUCAAAAGACUUUGUCUGUCCUGGUCCACCCACAGAAACACCAAAACCAUCUAAACCUGCUGAUGUGUCUAAGAAGCCUGUAGAUUCUAAGCCCCCAAAAGCUCCUGAGGAAAAUGUGACCCUGCUUGCAGCUUCUUCCGUGCAGCCUUUAGCUCCAUCAGAAGUUUCUACGAAACCUUCAACAGCUAAGCCCAAAAUGGCUGCUACAGAAGAAGUGAUCUCCACUACUGCUAUUUCUUCUGUAAAAUCUUCAGCUCCAUCAACAACCUCUCCAAAUGCACAUGUGCCUGAUGAGGCACUGGAAGCCUUAUCUGGAAGUUUAGGGAAAAUAGAUCCUGCUCCAGAGGAAACUAAGCCUGCUGUGGAUAAAGUUAAGGAAAAAACAAAACAAGAAGAACAUGAGAAACUUGGGGAAGAUGAGGAAACGAUCCCUCCUGAUUAUAGAUUAACUGAAGCAAAGGAUAAAGAUGGGAAGCCACUUCUACCAAAACCUGAAGAAAAACCUAAGACCAUGAGUGAGAGUGAGCUCCUUGAUGCUUUGUCAGAGGGCUUUUCUUGUUCUUCAGCAGUAACAUCAAAGGCUGCUCCUGCAGCUGCACCUCAAAAAUCUCCAGGUGUUGGCAAACCUGCUGUAGCAUCCACUGAAGCAGUCAUCUCUUCUGCUUCUGCUUCUGCAGUGCACUCAUCGGCUCCACCACCAGCAGCCACCCCAGAUGCGAAGGAUCUUGAUGCUGCUGCAGAUCUUCUCGCAGAUUCCCUGGGUCAAAGGGAGCCUGAUCCAGAUGAAAACAAACCAGUUGUGGAUAAAAUAAAGGAAAAGGCUAAAUCUGAGCACAGAGACAAACUUGGAGAGAGAGAUGAUACAAUUCCUCCUGAGUACAGGCAUAUUCUGGACUCUGAUGAGAAGGGUAAGCCAACAAGCAAGGAUGGCAAGAAACCCAAAGAACAAAAGAAGCCAGCUGAUGACUCAGCUGCUAUUGAUGCCCUUUCAGGGGACUUCGAUAAGUGUGGGAAGCCUCCUGAUUCACAACAACCUCCUGCAAAGGAUGAAAAAGCCAAAUCUAAACCAGAUGGUGCCAAAUCUAAACCAGUUACAAAGGAUGAAAAGAAAUCCAAAUCCUCCAAAAAGGCAAAGGAGCAGUCUUCCAGUGCAAAAUCUGAGAAACAAAAAAAAAGUUAGAUGUUACCAGGCUUUUCAUUACUAGUGCAAAAAUUCUUCAUUUUGCUGGUGGAUAGCUGAACUUGAGCAGGCUAUUCUGCAGAAGCAAGACUGCUUUCUGGGUGGUUUUUGUAUUGUGGUCGUUUGGAUAUUUUGGCAUGCAGAACAUAUUUUGCUAUUUUUGAGGAUGAACUAACCUUUUCUAGCCACUUAUUUUACUGUCCUUAUUUUGUAAUUUUCUUCAGUUUGGGAAGGGAAAAAUGCUUUAUAUUUGUAAGAAAUAUUUCCUAUGGAUUUAAUAGCAAUGCCAAAAAAGAAGUCUGAAAAGUUUUGCACAUAAUCUACACAUAGUGCCUGUAAAUCUCAGCAGAGUUCUUUAAAUCUGUGCUACAUUUUUUAGUAUAAUGAAUGCUUUAGAAAUUCUGGAGUGCAAUGAGUUUUGAAUAUCCUCUACCUAUUUAGGCUGGUUCUCUGUGGGUAUUCCUUUGAAAAAAUGGCUGGGGGAAGUGAAUAGUCAGUUGCUACAAUUAAAAUGGGAACAGAUUAGAAGCCAAGGAUGAGAGAGAAUGUAGUGUUGGAUAUGAACUGUGCCAUCAGUAUUCUUAUUUUGACUGUCGAGUCCCCAGUUGCCACCUGUGUAUACUUAGGCUGCCUCUGGAAGCAGCUUUCAGGAAGGAUAUAAUAGUACAUCAGAACUAUCAGAGGAAGAUUGUGGUACUUUGGAAUGGCUGCAGCUUUGCAGUAUCUGCUUCAUUUUUGGGCUGACAGAACUACACACAGGAGUCCACUGACUGAAAUAUAUAUUCUUGCAAGUUACACUGGCAUACCCCGUCACCCAGCAAUUCAGGUGACAAUCAGCAGCUGCUUUCUAAUGUAUACGUACACAGUACAGCUGAAUUUGAAGGUGUUUUGUAGGUUACUUUGGAUGCAAUGCCUGCUAAAAUGUCCCAUGUUUUAUUGUCCUUUUUGGUUUUCCCUGCAAGAAAGAGGCUAUAGCUUCAGUACCAGACUCUGAUAUGCUUUGCACUGAGUAGCAAAUAUUUCCAUUGACUAGUGGAGCAAGACGAUACUCCUUGUUUAUAAAAUGGUCAUAAUUUGCUCCGAGGUAACUGGUCUCUAGCUCACCAUUGUUUGGAUAGCCACAGUCUGCCAGGAACAUCAUCCGUGAAAGCCCCUUUGAACUGAAUACAAGUUGCACAAGAGCAUGGUCAUGGUCUGCCACAGCUUCUAUGUAGUUCAAAAGAGCAAGCAUAGGAGAUGUUCCCAGUGGACUGCAUACUUCAUCCUUGACAAUUUGUAAUGUUCAUACUGUACUGUAUUGAGAUUCUGCAUCACACUAAUAAAGUUUUUAGAAUGGA